Messenger RNA from Eublepharis macularius, 686 nucleotides. It is a transcript of the gene PVALEF, whose product is annotated as parvalbumin like EF-hand containing. The coding region runs from base 75 to 479 and encodes 134 amino acids. Gene Ontology annotation, molecular function: calcium ion binding. The record is from RefSeq and is a predicted model, not a curated record. Gene Ontology annotation, cellular component: nucleus; cytoplasm. The transcript is spliced from 5 exons. Lineage: Eukaryota; Metazoa; Chordata; Lepidosauria; Squamata; Eublepharidae.
GCCAGGGCCGUGGUUUAGAUUUUCAAAAGGGACCUGCCAAGAUUCAGGCUGAGAAAGUCUACAGCAGAGGCAGCAUGGAGGACGAUUUUGCUUGCCAAGUCAAGAAGAUGGCCUUGGCCAUGGGAGCAUCCCUGACAGACAAGGAUAUUGACCUGCUGCCUUCAGACAUGAGGCAUCAUGCUUCCUUCAACUACGCCAAAUUCUUCGAAUAUAUGCAGAAGUUUAUGGCAUCAGAGGAGCGGGAAUCACACUUGAAAAAGGCUUUCCAGUUGCUCGACAAGGACGGCAGCGGCUUCAUUGAAUGGAAUGAAAUCAAGUAUAUUUUAUCCACAGUGCCCAGCAACAUGCCCGUGGUGCCCUUAUCAGAUGAAGAAGCUGAAGCCAUCAUCCAGGCUGCUGAUACAGACGGGGACGGGCGGAUCGAUUUCCAAGAGUUUUCAGAUCUGGUCACAAAGGAGAAGAUUCCAAAGAAAAAAUAGAAGAGGGGCAGACGGACCUCCUUCAACCUCCCUACUCUGAGUGUUGUGCAGGGUGGGAGUACUGGAGCUUGCCUAUCUAUGUCUCUCCUCAUGAUGCUGUUCUUGUCGAAAGACCCCUCUGUAUUACUUUGAAGGAUGGGCAGUAGGAGAUCUGCAGCCGAGUCAGGUUUUGCUAAGAUGACCUGUAAGCGCACACUCAGGGCUUCU